AGGCCCCGCGGAGAGCGCGCCUGCUGCGAGGCUUUUCCUUGUCGGAAGGGCGAGAGCGGCGCUGCGCAAGGGGCGCUGGCUGGACGCUUCCCGGACGCUCUGCUCGCUGCGCUUCGGAGCGCGCCGCCAGGUUUGCAGAAUGAGUUACCCAGGUUAUCCUCCUGCAGGUGGAUAUCCACCAGCUGCUCCAGGCAGUAAUCCUUGGGGGCCCCCAGGCUAUCCUCCUGCAAACCGUCCUCCGAUUGGGCUGGAAAAUGUUGGGAAUUACACCAGUCAGUUUAAUCCAGAUUAUAUGGCAGGCAUGGCUUCCAAUAUGUCGGGAACUUUUGGUGGUGCCAACGUACCACAAGGCCUGUACCCUCCAGCUUCCGGUGGCUACCCUCCAGUCCCUCAAGGGGGCUUUGGGCAACCUCCUCAAGGGGGCUUCGGGCAACCUCCACAAGGACAGCAGCCGCCUUAUGGAAUGUACCCCCCAGCGCCCGGAGGAAACCCUCCUUCAGGAAUGCCGUCUUACCCAUCAUAUCCUGGGGGUCCCAUGCCACCAGCAGGACAGCAGCCCCAGCCAGCGACAUACCCUGGGCAACAGCCCAUGCCAAGUUAUCCUCCUGGGCCAGCGGUGAAUCCUUCUAUGCCAUCUUACCCAGGACCUACAAUGCCUACAGUUGUUCCUGCAGCAUCUGGAAACCGAGGCACAAUCCGUGAUGCUCCCUCAUUUGAUCCUCUAAGAGAUGCUGAAGUCUUACGGAAAGCCAUGAAAGGAUUUGGGACAGAUGAACAGGCGAUCAUCGAUUGUCUCGGAAGUUGUUCCAACAAACAGCGACAGCAGAUCAUCCUUUCCUUCAAAACCGCUUAUGGAAAGGAUCUGAUCAAGGAUCUGAAAUCUGAGCUCUCAGGAAACUUUGAGAAGGCUGUCUUGGCAAUGCUGAAGACACCUGUCGGGUUUGACGUUCAUGAAAUUAAGGAGGCUAUCAAGGGCGCUGGCACAGAUGAAGCCUGCCUGAUAGAGAUCCUGGCAUCUCGCAGCAAUGAACACGUUCGAGAAAUCAGCAGGGCGUACAAGACAGAAUUCAAGAAAACGCUGGAAGAAGCCAUCAGAAGUGAUACAUCUGGACACUUCCAGAGGCUUUUAAUCUCACUUUCUCAGGGAAACAGGGAUGAAAGCACCAGUGUGAACAUGUCGCUUGUCCAAACUGAUGCGCAGGCGCUGUAUGCAGCAGGAGAGAACCGACUUGGGACGGAUGAGUCCAAGUUCAAUGCAAUUCUCUGUGCCAGAAGCAGAGCUCACCUAAGAGCAGUUUUCAGUGAAUACCAGCGAAUGUGUAACCGUGACAUUGAGAAGAGCAUAAGCAGAGAAAUGUCUGGAGACCUCGAACAAGGGAUGCUGGCAGUAGUCAAGUGUCUGAAGAACACCCCCGCUUUCUUUGCAGAGAGGCUGCAUAAGGCCAUGAAGGGAGCGGGGACCAAGGACAGAACUCUCAUUCGGAUCAUGGUGUCACGCAGUGAGGUUGACUUGCUGGACAUUCGGCAGGAAUACAAGCGAAUGUAUGGCAAAUCUCUGUACACGGACAUUACGGGUGACACUUCAGGAGACUACCGGAAAAUCCUCCUCAAACUGUGUGGUGGAAAUGAUUAAGCAGGACUUCCUGGAUUUUUUUUAUCAUUCGUUCAAAACUAUCAGCUGUUGAAACUCCAAAUUUCCAAAGCAUUCUUCCUAUACAGUGCUAUGUUGGAUAAAAUUAUCCCAGUAUAUUCUAUUCUUUUAAAGAAUGCGUGCAUAAAUUCCUACUAUAAUAGAGGCCGCACUGGAUAGUUUAGGUCAUAAAUAUGUUUUUGCACCCUUUACAAAAGAAAUCUUUUUGUCUGCAUGAAGGUAGUGGAGUUGCAUGGAAAUUUCCCUUUUUAUGAGUGUGUAGGAGCAAAUGAGAAAAGUGUAACACUAUUCUUAAAAGUAUAAAAGAUUUGUGUGUGUCUCUGUGUGGUGUAUGACAGAUGCUUUGCAUCGGCGCACUGUUGGUAGCCUGGAUCCAAAAUGCUGGCCUUGAAGAGUGAUUGGGUCUUGUUCCCUUCUUGUUGUCCAAGAAGCAAUGGGAACCCGACUAGAAAUCUCUGGCUGUUGUAUAUCCUGGAGAAAGAACUAAGUGAAUUGAGAUGUACCAUAUUAAUCUGAACAUGAGAUCUCAUAAUCUUGUACACACUGUCCCCAAAUGAAAUUGGCGGUGGGGGGGUGAAUUGCAGAGUCCUGCAGCCACUUUUAAUUGUUCCUUUCUUGAUGAAGAAAAGUCGACUUUCCGUCUCUCCCUAUAAGCGAUGCAUGAACAAAGCUGCUGUGUGCUUUUUGUAGGAUAAUAUGCACCAGGCUUUGGUGCUGUGCAAACUUUGUUAAUGUGAAUGUGAUGUGCAGAGGAGCAUGGAAGUAAAUGUAGAUUACUUAUUUGCACAUGAUGGAUUUGGUGUGUUUUGGCAAAGGAAGGACAUGAUCCAGUCGAACACUUUAUAACGUACUGCUUUAUUUUAGUAGAUAAGGCUUAACUUUCCCUGUUAAAAACAGCAGUUCUGAACUGUAGUUAGUUUCCAAAACAAAAACAAAACCCGCAACUGAGUCUUGUUGCAUUUGUUGAGAUGGUCUAAGGUUUAGUAAGCCAGAACCCACUUCGUGUUCAGAGGGAAGAACUGUAGAUCAGGGCUUUUUUUCCAGAGGAACGCGGGGGAACGGAGUUCCGGAACCUCUUGAAAAUGGUCACAUGGCUGGUGGCCCCGCCCCCUGAUCUCCAGA
Molecule: messenger RNA, 2773 nt
Organism: Eublepharis macularius
Lineage: Eukaryota; Metazoa; Chordata; Lepidosauria; Squamata; Eublepharidae
Gene: ANXA11
Product: annexin A11
Exons: 15
Coding region: 140-1633 (497 amino acids)
Biological process (GO): phagocytosis; cytokinetic process
Cellular component (GO): cytoplasm
Molecular function (GO): calcium ion binding; calcium-dependent phospholipid binding
Source: RefSeq, a predicted model, not a curated record